GCGUGCCAAGCCGGGUGGAUUCACCCCCGCGAGCUGCGGGGCGCCCGCGCUCCUCUGCAGGGCUGGGGCGGGCGGCGCUCCCCGCUCCCGCCCCCCCCGCUCCCGCAGUGGUGCGGCCCGGAGGUUAGCGGAAGCGGCCGCUCGGCGCUGCCAUGUUGAGCCGCCGCCGCCGCCGCCGCUUUGUUGUCGGCUCCAUGUAGCUGGGGCCCGGGGGAGGGAGGGGGGAUCGAGCCGGAGUCGCCGCCGCCGACCAGGCCGCCGAGGCCCGGGAAGUCCCCGCCAUGGAGGCCAACUGGACCGCGUUCCUCUUCCAGGCACAUGAAGCCUCACAUCACCAACAGCAGGCAGCACAGAACAGUUUGCUGCCCCUCCUGAGCUCCGCUGUUGAGCCACCCGAUCAGAAGCCGAUUCUACCCUUACCAAUAACCCAGAAACCUCAGCCUGCACCAGAAACAUUAAAAGAUGCUAUUGUUGGGAUUAAAAAGGAAAAACCUAAAACCUCCUUUGUAUGCACCUACUGCAGCAAAGCUUUCAGGGACAGCUACCAUUUGAGGCGCCACGAGUCCUGCCACACAGGGAUAAAGUUAGUGUCACGGCCAAAGAAAACUCCCACCACAAUGGUGCCCCUAAUCUCCACUAUUGCUGGCGACAACAGCCGAACUUCAUUGGUUUCAACUAUCGCAGGCAUCCUGUCAACGGUCACUACAUCUUCCUCUGCCACCAACCCCAGCAGUAGUGCUGGUGCAACAGCCAUGGCUGUGACUCAGACGGUGAAGAAGCCCAGCAAGCCUGUUAAGAAGAACCAUGCUUGUGAGAUGUGUGGAAAAGCCUUCCGGGAUGUGUACCACCUAAACCGGCAUAAGCUAUCCCACUCAGAUGAAAAACCUUUUGAAUGUCCAAUUUGUAAUCAGCGCUUCAAGAGGAAGGACCGCAUGACCUAUCAUGUGAGGUCUCAUGAAGGUGGCAUCACCAAACCAUACACCUGUGGUGUUUGUGGAAAAGGCUUCUCGAGGUACCAUGUAGAAAAUCCCAGGCGAGCUCAAGUAUUGGCUUUUCGUAAUCAAGAAGGGUUAAACUAUCAUAGCAAGGGGCUAGGAGAACCAGACAUCUUAGAAGAUUGGCCUGAUCACUUAAGCUGUCAUGUCAAACACGUUCACUCGACAGAGAGACCCUUCAAAUGCCAAACAUGCACUGCUGCCUUUGCCACCAAAGACAGACUGCGGACACAUAUGGUGCGCCAUGAAGGAAAGGUAUCGUGUAAUAUCUGUGGUAAACUUCUGAGUGCAGCGUAUAUCACCAGCCACUUAAAGACACAUGGGCAGAGCCAAAGUAUCAACUGUAAUACCUGUAAACAAGGCAUCAGUAAAACAUGCAUGAGCGAGGAGACCAGCAACCAGAAGCAGCAGCAACAGCAGCAGCAACAACAACAACAACAUGUAACAAACUGGCCUGGAAAGCAGGUAGAGACACUGAGAUUAUGGGAAGAAGCGGUCAAAGCAAGGAAGAAAGAAUGUCAAUUCACCUUUGAGAAGGCUAUAGAGUACGUACCAUUCGAAGCUGCUAACUUGUGCCAAACCUCCACUGCUGCUACUACGCCUGUGACUCUUACUACUCCAUUCAAUAUAACGUCCUCUGUGGCUUCUGGGACUAUCACAAACCCAGUCACAGUGGCAGCUGCAAUGAGCAUGAGAAGUCCAGUAAAUGUAUCAAGUGCAGUUAAUAUAUCCAGUCCGAUGAACCUAGGGCAUCCUGUAACUAUAACAAGUCCAUUAUCCAUGACAUCUCCAUUAACGCUCACAACACCGGUCAAUUUACCUACCCCAGUAACUGCUCCAGUGAAUAUAGCGCAUCCAGUCACUAUAACAUCUCCUAUGAAUCUCCAAACACCAAUGACGUUAGCAGGUCCAUUAAAUAUAGCAAUGAGACCGGUAGAGAGCAUGCCUUUCCUGCCUCAAGCCUUGCCCACGUCUCCUCCUUGGUAAAGAAUCUGUAAACAGUAUUAAAGGGGAUUAAAACUGAAUCCUUACCAGCAGGUUUUUUAGUUGUUGUUGUUAAUAAUAAUAAUAAUAAUGUUAAUAAUGUAAUAAUAAAGUCAAACUAAAUAACUGGCUUAAUGUGCACCAGUUAAAGACCCUAAUAGCAUCUUUCCCUGUUGAUUUGGCUCAUCGUGUUCAAACUAGAGUUUGUAAUUUAUCACUUUGUUUAAAGCAAGUUUUACCGUUAGCUGACUAUGAUGAUGUUGAAAUAGGACAGGUGGUUACUUGCCACAGUUUAAAAACCAGUCAUUAAAAAUCAGCAUUACUGUUUUAUCCCAGAAAUUAUAAACUAGGAAAUGAUUUUAAUCCAAACACUAGCAAAGACCCCUCCAUAUGCUUGACAGGGUGGAUGGCUAAUUUUAACUUGCCAGUUCUAAAUCCACUGAUUCAGAGCUAGUGUAGUAUCUUUGUCUGUGUUAAUGUUUUUUUAUGAGUAAAUGCAUUACAAUGUUGUCAUUUUUAAUGCAUUUUGGAGAAAAUAUGCAUUUUACCUUUGGGAAUAUGGUAAUUUCAGGCAGCAUUCCCUAUGGGAAAGGUGAUACCAGCUCUGAUAUGCAAAGCAUAUGAUAACUUAUCAUUCUAACUUCAACAUAUAAUAGGGAUUGUGACCUGAUAUUUGGAGAUGUAAAUAUUACCCAAAAUAUUACCCUAAGGAAAUGUAGCAUUGUAGUCAACUUUUUUUUUUUUUUUUAAACUGUUAAUGUUUGGUAAGAAACAGCCAUGGCUGACAGAAGAGGAGUUGAAAUGUGUGUAAACAUGGUCUCUAAACAGUCAAAACCCUUGGGACUCUUAUCUAGGAGCAAAAGGAUGCUUUGAAUCUUAUAAAAUAUUGCUUUAAGCUGGAAGACUCUGGAAGCGCUGGGGUGUGAUGUAUAUGCCCUCUCUCUCCCAAUCAGAACCUGUUGAUGUUGCAGCAGGGGACAGACGUGUUAGUUGUUCACUAGAAGUUUUUGUCUUAUAUUAAAUUGUAUACAGUUUUUAUUCUAACCACUAACUAGGUAGGAUGACCCUUCAGGACAAGCCAAGAGCGUCUUUAAUUUCUCCCGUAUUUCUUAAUCAAGUGUUGUGCAGAUCUGUUCAACUUUGUAAAUAUUUUCAAACAUCAUCAUUUUUACUUUAUUCUUCUAUUGUGUUAACACAUUUCUAUCAAUUUGUGGUGUUUGUGGCAUGACAGUCUGAGCUGUCCAGCCCAGAAGUACUCCACAAAUGGUUACACAUGUUGAAACUACAUGUGCUUUUUAUUUCUUAGACUGUUUAUCUGUACAUAAAGUAGAAAGCAAAAUAUAGGGAAACAGAUAUACUUUUUAGACUAUCAUGUCACAUAUUCACAUUUUUAAAACUUUGUUUAAAAAAGACACCCUAAAACCAAGACUCUACGUUUAAAAAAAAAAAAAAAGAAAAAGAAAAAUGUAAAGAGUUGAGCUGUUUUUAUCUUAAUGAAGUUGAAAGCAAUGGAGAUUAGUGUGUACACAUCUUACAGAAUCCUAGCAGGAUUGACUAGUCAAAAUGGACUGCUUCCGUUGAUACCCUGCCAUGUCAGUACAAGCAGCAAAUACCAGAUUUCUAGGUCAGGUGACAGGUAUCUGUUUCAUUAUGCGAAAUCGUUCUAGGGGCUUGGACUACAUAGUAAAACAAAAAAAUAGAACUUAGUGUAAAAUAAUUUUAUAAAUGAUCUUUUGUACUUUAGGACAUCAAAUUGUACAACUUUUGUAUAUAUAAAAGCUUAGGAACUUUCUGUUUAGCAGAAAGGAAACACAUUCCUACACUUUUAAUGUAUAUGUUUGUUAUAAUGUCCAUGUAAACAUAUGCCCUAUGUUUGUGCCUUUUAAUUAGUUUGUCUCAAUAAACAAAAAUGUAGAGAAGAAUAUGUAGCUAUGACUUUGUUACCACUGUUUUUACUCCAACAGUACAAAGAUCUUUGUUUUCCACAGUAGAGCAUUGCAUGCAGACAGCUACAUGAGUUAAACUGAUGUGGCCAAAGUGAGGCAUGUAAUCAAAUGCAGCCCAGCAAAAUCUGUCACUGUCUCUCCUUAGCAGCCUAAUCGUGAUCAAGCAUUGCAUGCUGGGAUAUGUAGUCUCCAAGCCCUACACCUCUGUAUUACAGAUGAAAGUGAUAUCAACUUGCACCAUUUUUACAAACUAGGUACAGCCUUCUAGCACCUGGCAAGCUGCUACUGUGACUCUCAGUUGGGUGAAGUUUGGGAGUCCCUGAGCUUAAAAAAAAUAAAAGCAUUAAACAAUAUGGAAAUGUGUACUAGAAAUGGUUAUGAAUUAAUUAUAUAAUAAACAACUGUGAGACUUCA
Molecule: messenger RNA, 4339 nt
Organism: Malaclemys terrapin pileata
Lineage: Eukaryota; Metazoa; Chordata; Testudines; Emydidae
Gene: VEZF1
Product: vascular endothelial zinc finger 1
Exons: 7
Coding region: 282-1982 (566 amino acids)
Biological process (GO): regulation of transcription by RNA polymerase II
Cellular component (GO): nucleus
Molecular function (GO): DNA-binding transcription factor activity, RNA polymerase II-specific; RNA polymerase II cis-regulatory region sequence-specific DNA binding
Source: RefSeq, a predicted model, not a curated record